UUCACAAUAUGAGGGUCUAGAAUAGAAAAUUCAUAUGUCAUCAACCAUACUUAUAAUGUGUCUGAUAUUAAAAUUUUUUAACUCUUUGAUAUAGGCCAUGUAGACACCCCAUUUUGUCCGGGUCAAUUACUCAACAAAAAAUUCUAAUUAAUCUUUAAAUGUCGUAAGAUAAUUAGAUUGGCCACUAGAUUGGCCAUUGCGAGUCUAAAAUAUCGACGAUUGUAUAAAUUAUUCAAAUUCGAUUCGAGUGGAUUAAUAGGACCGAUUGGCUUCCAAUUUACGCUUUUGGCCCAACACAGAAAAUACAGAAGAAGAAUAAAGUUUUAUUUAAAUUAUCAAUAAAUUAUACAAUUACAAUCAGAAUACAAAUUACAAAUAAGAAUUACUACAUGAAAAUUACAAUCAAUACAUGUUUCUUCCAUCUCUUUUUGAAGCCAGCAAUGGACCUGCCAAACAACAAGAAAGGAGACAGUCUAUUCAGACCCAGAACCAAGACAAGUCCAGAAGAUCAUAGCCCACAGUCAGGCCCAAGAGAGCCCAAGAUCUCAUGGGUCAGAUCCUGACCAGCCCAGAAAAGGCCCAACCCGACGAAAUGGUUGAAACAGAAUUGGUCCGACCAAACCCAGAAACCACCGCCUCUUUUUUCUAUAAAAGCAGGCUCAAUUUUCAAGAGAAGGACAGCUUUUCAGGAGGGAAAAGACUUCACUUCUUCCUUUGUCAGUUUUAGUUUCUUCUUCUUCUUAGUCAUUUGAGAGUUUCUUUCUUUUCUUAGUCUGUUCACCUGGAAAAAUAUGGGAAAAACACAAACACAAACACUUUUUCUUUCCUUCUUUAUUCUGUCAAAUAGAAGUAGAAGGCAAACAGAAGCCUCUGUACUGUAAUCAGUAGAACCAGGUUCAUAUUCCAGUUCUAAUGAUACAUCAUCCCUUUACUACUCUUUUAUUCUCUUCUCCUACUCGUCCUUUUUUGUCAAACUAACUCUAUAUUAUUGUUAUUACCACUGUUACUAUCAUCAUCAUCAUCUAAAUGUCACGAUUUCUACAUAAGAGUGAUUGAAAACUAAUCAAAACCCAGAUUUACUCUACUAACUUGUCCAUCUCAUUCAGCUUUAUUUUACUUUCAGUUCCAGUAUUUACUUAUUUCAAGCACAGUUACUUCAUUAAUUACAUUCCCUUCAAUAGCCGACUUUAUACUUGUGAGUUAGACUUCUUAUUACAUAGUAUUAUUGCUUGCCAAUUAUGCUAUUUACUUUUUGUCAGUUUAAAAUUCCUUUAUUUAUGUCUUAUUUCAAUCCCUUUGUUUUAUAGAACUAGAAUAGAGCUGAUAAUCACCAAAAACAGCAUCGUCAUUUUUCCUAAAUACCCCAAAAAAGCACAUCCAUUUCAACAAAGUCAUAUUAACACAAAAUCCCCAGGUUCAAAAUCGUCACAAACAUCUUUCCAAGAUAUCAGAUCUGCGAACCAUACUCCAAUCCACAAACAACAUAAUUAUUUUUUCCAGUUUAACCUCCCCAGCCGUAGUAAACCGAAUUUAGGAGAAACUCACCUAGAUCAAAGCCAUCUCCGAAACCUACAAAUCAAACUAUCAAAAUCAGAAAUAGAAACAACCCGAAAUCCCUUUAAAACCCACAUAAAACCACAAAAAUACUCGCAGCAAAAAAGGUCGACAGUCGACUUUUCCCCUCUAGCACAAAUAUCGGAGAAUCUCGCUGGCCGGAGACUUCUUUCUCCCCUCGAUCAAACCCAAAAAUAAAAAUGGGGAGAAGGUUAGAAACAUGCUCGCACACCAAAAACCCAGAAAAUCGAACAUGCAAAACCAUAAUCCGCCACUUACCAUCGAUCUAGUCACCGCCGCUGACUCCCUCUUCUUCCCUCGUCCGCCAUUAAGCCCAGAAAAAAAGUAAAAAAGGGUGAGAACCCUCACUCCCCCCAAUAAUCGAAAUAAAAAACCAAGGAAAACAUGCAUGUCGAUAUUUACCUAGAUCGAUUCUCCUUUCAUGGUCGAUUUGGGGGUUUCCGGUCGGAACUGGGUAAUCGACGGCGGGUUGGGAAGAAGAGGACCCUCGUUUCUCGUGCUUGUUGUUCUUGUUUCAAAGGAAAUGAAAAAAAACGAGAGAGGAAGAUGAAGGAGAUCCCUAUCUGGAGAGGGUCGCACGAAGAAGGAAAGAAGAGAUUGAAAGUCGAAUUUUUUGUGGCUCGUCGUGUUUUCUUCCAGAGAAGAAAAUAGAUCGAGAAAAGGAGAGAGAGGAGUUUUGUUUCUUAUUUUGGUUAUUCUGUUUCAGAGGAAAGGGGUAAAAUGAAAGAAAGAAAGAUCGAGAAGGUGAGCGGCUAGGGUUUUCACGUUCCAUCUGAUCCUUUAAUCUCGUUUUUUUUCAAAUUACCCUUUUUGCCCUCUCUAUUUCGUUUAAAUUAAACCCUCCUGUCAUCUUCGUCUUCAAAAAUCGAAACAAACAAAAAAAUCAACAGCGUGCGUCAAACCCUAGCCUUUGCUCUGACGUUCCUGAACCAGGAUGUUUAGCCAUUAGGCUAACUAUAUCAUAUUCGUUUUCUUAAAAGACGUUGCUUAUAUUUAUUAUGCUCGACUCAUGAUCAAUAGAUUUCAAUAGUCGUUUUAUGAGGAAACUAUUUAAAAGGCAUCACUCAAUUACCAAAAUAUAUUUCCUAAAAUAAUUCAAAUUAACAUUUAAAUUAAGAUCAAUAAAAUUUGUUGAGAUUACUUCAUUAAUCUUUUCAAAAUAUUGAACUAACUAAAAACUCUUUCUUUCCUUUAUGAUGCACGUCAAUAGACGUAAACAUCUCAACGAAAAUUCAUUUUUUUUACCUCCAUAGUCCAAUAAGACUUUAAAUUGCAUAAUUAAAACACCCAACCCUUGGAAACUUAUCGAUUCAGGUAGUACCGAUUUAGGGCGUUGUGGGGCGUGAAUACACUUCCCCACACGUAAUCGUACUCCCGAAUCCAAAUCGCUAUAAUUUCGCAGGCCAACUCCCGGUUUUGACCCUAUGGUCGAGACCGAUCCAAUUAGUGUUCGGCCCACUACUUUUAAGGUCGAUGGCGACUCCGAGCAAAUUCGCGAGCGAUCCCAAUUUCGAGGGGCGGUUGUGACAGGCCAAACAGGAAAUGGAAACCAGCAAUGCUUCAAAACAACAUACUCUGACCAUAAUUGCAAAUAUAUGAUGCUCAAAUGAAACAAGUUAUGGAUCAAAUAGAAAAACUCAAGGAAAAAGUAUUGGAGAAGAAAAACAUUGAUGGUCACACAAAAGUGGUAUUUUUAUAGUGGUAUUUGUAUAUCAUAACAUGUAGAAUGGUUGUAUGCUUGAGAAUAAGAAUAUAUAUAUACUAACCACCAUCUACUACUUUUUAUCGCUAUCUAUCAUCAGUUACCACCAUAUACCAAGGUGGUAUAUAUGAUCUUGAAAAUGUUUUUACAUAAAUGUUUAGAUUACGAUGUAUUCUUUCAUUCUUUGCAAAAUUUUCCAAAAUUCUAGUUAAAAACGAUGGUUGUAUAAAGUGGUACCAUUUGGUACCAAGGUUAACCUCAAAAUAUAUCGAAAAUUGAUUUCUUUUUGUAUAUCACAAUAAUCUCAUUCCAUUUUAGAAAAUAUAUUUAAAUAUCGUACUAAAACAAAGAAGAUACAAAUCGAUUAAGAAAUAAAUAAAAAAAGUUACAAUCUCUAAAUGUAACUUCACUCUAAAUAAGAGCAGCGGCGGAAGCAGCGCUUUUUGGCCUUGUCCCGGGACAGGUGUAAAUUUCGGUGGAACAAAAAAACGUCAUAUAUAUUUAUAUUGGUGAUGGAACACAACACGUAUAGGUAGUAUUAGAGUACUUUGUCACUACAACACAACUCAUUAAUUACUUGUCCAAAAUUGACAUAAAAUUAAUUUAUUAUACAAUAAACGAAAUUCCAGUUGCAAUAAAGAACUAAUCGGGUCUCUUUUCUCCUUAUGCCUAUUCGAUCUUUCCCCAACAACCCUGAAAUUGUCUAGCGACAACGGCAAUCCCACUAGUUUUGAUCUACCAAUUACAACUGCAAGUGUAAAAAGAACAUUUUCAGCUUUGAGUUAUAUUAAGAACAAGUUUCCAAGUCGAUUUGGCGACCAGUUUGCUGAUACUUGUUUAGUAAGAUACAUUGAAAGAGACUUAUAUGAUAGUGUAGACAACAAAUGUUUUUUGCGCUUCUUUCACUAUAUGAAAUUCCUUCGUAGUUGUUUCUGAAAAGUAUGGUAGUAUAAUUGGUUAUUUUUAAUUCAUGAAUGAAUUAUUUGGAUAUGAUUAUUUUUUAUUAAAUAAUUCUUUUAUUAGAUACUUACAUAUUUAAGUUAUGAAAAGAUGACAGGGGUAGUUUGAAAUGCUUCCUCCACCACUGAAUAAGAGAUAAGAUGUAGUUAUGUUAUAUACACAAGUGUAGAAUAAUAAAAGUCAUCCGGUCUACAUAGAUUUGCCAACCCCGCCGCGAGCAUUUCACUUCCAACAGACACAUGGUAGAUGGUACCCAGAUUACAAACUCGAUCAUCUCGCGGGAACGGCGUCGUGUUACAAGUACGUACAACGCGGAAGCCUGCAAAACCUGUCUCCAGAAUGCUCACUUCGAGCUGAAACAACAUUGCACGGCGGCUCAUACGACUGGCACCUUCUAUGGAAGCAACUGCAACAUGGAGUACUGGCCAAUUCAUGAUAUAUAGUAACUGAUUUAUGUUUUGCGGAUGACCAGGAUGACUAGUUACGAGUUGAGUUUCGAGGUCACUCGACCAAUGAUUAUUACAUUUGUUAUAAGUAAUUAAUAUUUGAGUAUUACUAUUUUAUGAUUAUUUUUAUUAAAAUAUAUUUAUUAAUAUUUAUUAUCAUAUAAUAAAUCCUAUUUUAUUAUAUAAUAAUUAUUUUUUAUUGAUAAAUCUAUUUUAUAAUAAUAUAAUUACUUACUUUUUACUCUAUUUGCACCUCUCUAUUUUUUCAUCCAAACAAAAAUUUACCUCUCCAUUUGCGCCCAUCAAAUUACACCUCCAGCAAUUUACCCCUCAAAUUGCACCUUCCUCGAACUUGCACCACUAUUGCCAAACAUAGUGAUUAAGAAAACGUUGGGGUUCAAUUCACACACCUACUUUGCUUUUUUUUUCCUACUACUGCUAUGUGGCCCUGCAAGAGACUGAUUGUAACAUCCCGAACCUUUUCCCGACAAGAUACUGUCCGCUUUGGGCCUCUACACCCACACGGAUUUCGACUUGGGGUGCAAUUCAAGGUGACUUCCCAUAAGGUCACCCAUCUUUGUUGUGCUCCACACUGAGCACGUUUAACUUCGGAGUUCUCACAAGAACUCCUUCAUUACACCCCAAAACGCGUCUUGUCAGUUAAGGCCGGUUUCCUACUUAUGAACCAUGGAUCUCUCUCGUGCUUUGUCGAUGUGGGAUUUGCCUAAGGUGUUACAUACACCCCCCUUGGGACUCAACACCCUCGUUGAGGUUUGCCCCACCAUCGUUCAAGAGGGACGCGGAGAGGCUCUGAUACCACUUGUAACAUCCCGAACCUUUUCCCGACAAGAUACUGUCCGCUUUGGGCCUCUACACCCGCACGGAUUUCGACUUGGGGUGCAAUUCAAGGUGACUUCCCAUAAGGUCACCCAUCCUUGUUGUGCUCCACACUGAGCACAUUUAACUUCGGAGUUCUCACAAGAACUCCUUCAUUACACCCCAAAACGCGUCUUGUCAGUUAAGGCCGGUUUCCUACUUAUGAACCAUGGAUCUCUCCCGUGCUUUGUCGAUGUGGGAUUUGCCUAAGGUGUUACACUGAUCAUCUUUUAUUUUUGAGCUUUUUGCCUUUUUUUGAUCGCUGGAGUUAUUUCCUUGGGCGGGGGGAAGCUCUCCAUUCCUGGUUUUCCUGUAGCUGGAUCCUCCGGAACCACAAGAAUCCUUAGUUAGAAUGGGAUUCCAACUCAGCACCUUUUGAGAAGAGUUGCUCUUUGGAGAGCACAGUACGAUGAAAGUUGUAAGCUGUGUUCGGGGGGGAGUUAUUGUCUAUCGUUGGCCUCUAUGGUAGAAUCAGUCUUUUACAUGUCACAUAUGUUUAUAUACUUCAAAUUUUAUUAUAUUACACAAUUUCUUACUCAUCAUGUUUUAUAAAUUAGCAUUCAUAUUUUAACUAUGUCAUGAUAUAUUAUAAUUAUAAACUUUAAGCUAAUAUUCUAAAUAACUAACUAAUACAAUUCUAAUGUAUCUUUCUUGUCUUCUCAAUUGUCAGGAAAUGUGAUAUGGGUUUCGGUACAUAACCCCGACCUGUAAAAUCCUGCAAAAUCCGGUUGUAUCAUCGUACCAUCGUCAUACGAUUAUAUAUACGUGUAUCAUCGUAUCAAAAUGAUAAGAUGAUACGACCUGAUUUUGCAUAAUUUUCCAUGUCGAGGUUUUGUACCAUAUCCGCUCCUUUUUUUAAUAUAUCAAAGAAAACGCAUGAGUUAGGCAAAAUAAGGAAAUAAGCCAUGUAACAUAUAUAGGUUAAUUUGUUGUUUAAAUUAAGUUAUUUGUUUUGAGAGAGAGAUAUAACGAACAUGUUUUUUAAAAAAAAUUAGCAGUGUUUUCAUAAUUUGAAAGUCGCAAAGAGAAAUUGCGUACUCUACUUUUGCUUAUAAAGGAAAAUUACGGUG
This is a messenger RNA of Linum trigynum, 6629 nucleotides long. The record is from the annotation of a GenBank genome assembly. Lineage: Eukaryota; Viridiplantae; Streptophyta; Magnoliopsida; Malpighiales; Linaceae.